CAUAGUGGGUGCGUGGGGCUCCAGGAUCUGCAGGACCUGCGGGUGCCAAGAUCCCGCUGCCUAUUUACCUCCAGGGGCAGAAGGGGAGUCUCUGGAUUUCCUCAUCAAUUGGGAUUAUUGACCUGGUCUUCUGCUUACCGCUUGUUAUCUCAAGACAUUUUUCCGCCUGGUAACAACAGGAGAUCGUUGUAGUUGCUGUGAAUUAUUUACCCUCUUCCAAUAUACUAUUAUACUCUUCUGCCUUUGUUUACUUGAACCCCUGGCUGCAGCUCAGGAUCCCGACUGGGUGCAGAUUCCUGAAGGACAGUGACAAUCUUGACCUCAUGUAGUUAUUUUUGCCCCUGCCCUCACCAAGAUAGUGAUCUGGCACCUUCGGUCCCUUCUAUUUUUGAGCCCAGACAGCAGAUAUUAAGAUUCAAGGUCACAGAAGUUGGGAGCUCCCCUAUAAAGGCAGAUUUAAGUAAAUGCAUCCUCUUCCAAAGCCUCAGUGUUGAUUUGUUGUUGAUGUUUGUUUUGUUUUGGUUUGGUUUUACAAUGCUGGGAUCAAACCCAGGGCUAUAUUCCCCCAACCUCACCUUUCUUAACUGUUGUCCUCAAAAGCAUUAAAUUUGUGGCCAGGUACUUCUGUCAGUUUCUAACAGAAGUGGUGAAAACCUUGGCCAAUACCAGCUGGCCACUCCCUCAGCGUGUUUGUUUCUAGGCUUUCCUAUUAUCAUUUAAUUGGAAAUCACAGGGAAAUGUGUUCAGGGGCUUACAUCAUCUGUUCCUCGUGUUCAAAGACCACCAGAAGACAGCAGGUGGAAGGUAUUGAGCUUUUGCCACUUACUGGCAACCACGUUGAUCUCCUAUUGUUAACGAGAGAGAAAAAAUGUCUUCAGAUAACCAGUGGUCAGCAGAGGAGGAGGAAGGCCAAUUAUCCCGACUGAUCAGGAAAUCAAGAGACUCUCCCUUUUUCCCUGUAGGUAUAGCAGGCUUUGUGGCUGUGGUAUCCUAUGGUCUUUACAAGUUAAAGUACAGAAGAGAUCAGAAAAUGUCCAUUCAUCUUAUUCACAUGCGAGUUGCUGCACAAGGAUUUGUUGUAGGAGCUGUGACUAUAGGUGUUCUCUAUUCUAUGUAUAAGGAUUACAUUAAACCACGAUUCUUCAAUGCAUCCAAAAAAUGAAGCUAUCUGAUGGAAGCAAGAAAGACAAGAGGCUUUGGAAAACUUUUAUUAUGAAGAAUGAAUUUUCUUUGAAAAACUAUUAUGAAAAAUGAAACUGCAGAAACAUCAGAAAGAAUUCUCAUAACCUUUGUAUAUUAUUUCCAAAGCUUUAAUAAGUUGAUUUCCAGAUCAAGAGUCAUAGUCACUUUAUUGAUAUAUAUAUAUGCUAGACAAGUGCUCUAUCACUGAA
This is a messenger RNA of Ictidomys tridecemlineatus (thirteen-lined ground squirrel), 1391 nucleotides long. It is a transcript of the gene Higd1c, whose product is annotated as HIG1 hypoxia inducible domain family member 1C. Gene Ontology annotation, cellular component: mitochondrion. Gene Ontology annotation, biological process: mitochondrial respirasome assembly. Lineage: Eukaryota; Metazoa; Chordata; Mammalia; Rodentia; Sciuridae. The record is from RefSeq and is a predicted model, not a curated record.